GCUGACUAACCCAAAAUCCCUCUCAUCACCUCAAACCUCACCACCAAAUCGCAGCACCUCAAUAGUCAAGAGCUCACCCUCACACCCACCCACACACCCACAACAUGUCCCAACCAUCCCUCGCAAGCGCAAUCCGAGCCCGACCAUGGCUCCAGAAAAUGGUGACCCCACUCGCCAAUUGGUACUGCAACGCCGCCGGAUACAGAAAGCUGGGUUUAAGGUGAAUCCCUCGUCGCCCUCUGCUCCGUCUGCUCUUAUGGACCUGGCCAGGAUGGAUUGGGCGCAACGAAUACAUGUGAAGGAAUGAAGCUGAUGAACGGUGUGUAUGCAGAGCCGAUGAUUUGAUCCCCGAAGAAUCCGAGACUGUGCUGCUGGCGCUUAAACGUCUUCCGCCCCAAGAGGCUUACGACCGUGUGUUCCGCUUGCGAAGAGCUUUCCAGGUAUACCCCCCAACGAAACCUCAUAUACAACAUGUGGUGGAACGUAGAUUCUGAUAAUUACCAGUGUUCGCUCGCCCACCAAUUGCUCCCCAAAGACCAGCAGACGAAGCCAUCAGAGGUACAUAUCAAACCAUUCCAGCAUGCGAUAACAGGCACAGAAUUAAUGGGUGCCACAUAGGAUAUCGCAUAUCUCUCACCAAUCAUAAAAGAAAUCGAGGCCGAGGCAAAGGAACGUUUGGAUUUGGAGUCCUUGUCGAUUACGAAGCGAAAGUAAACCGAGAGCGAUGGGAUUCAUAGACGUAUGUGUAUAACGGGGCGGCACGCUACUAGAGGAAUUUUUUUUCGAGGGAAUCGAAAAUGGGUAUGGACUGGG
This is a messenger RNA of Hymenoscyphus albidus, 813 nucleotides long. The record is from the annotation of a GenBank genome assembly. Lineage: Eukaryota; Fungi; Ascomycota; Leotiomycetes; Helotiales; Helotiaceae.